AUGGUUGAGCUACCGACGGUGGGUCUCAGAGAGAGAUCAGAGUUAUGGAUGGCCACGACGGUGGAGGCGAAGUGUUUGGGAAGAAGGAUGGUAUCGGAAAUGGUGGCCCAAGACUUUUGGAUCCGGGCCGGAGUCAAGGGAACGGUGGCGGUGUAUGGACUGGAAAGGGAGUUUCUCCUUUUUCAGUUCGGGGAUUCUACAGAAAGAGAUGCAGUUCCUCGACGGCCGUGGAAUGUGGCGGAGCAACCGUUGGCUUUGGAGCCAUGGUGGUCGGGGUUCUUUCCAGCGGACGGAGCGAUCAGCACCGCCCUGGUUUGGAUCCGGCUGUCGCAACUACCGGUAGAAUACUGGGAGGAGGUGGCGAUUCGGGAGAUCGUGCGCCCCGUCGAGGAGUUUUUUUCGGUCGACGAAUGCAUCUCGGAGAUCAAGCAGCUAGGGUUCGUCCGGGUCUACGUGAAGAUUGACCUCUCCCGACCACUAAGGCCAGGGGUGCUCGUCGGAGGGCUGGACGGGCCAUUUUGGCAGCGGUUUGUGUUCGAGAACUUGGAGGGGGUCUGCCUCAACUGUGGCUUCUUCCACAAGCCGGAGGAGCGAUGUCGGACCACAAGGAAAUCAGGGAGCACGGCGGCCGGCUUGGUCCCGGCCUUGGAAGCCCAGCGUUGGGCAAGGUGA
This is a messenger RNA of Elaeis guineensis (African oil palm), 672 nucleotides long. RefSeq lists its product as uncharacterized. Lineage: Eukaryota; Viridiplantae; Streptophyta; Magnoliopsida; Arecales; Arecaceae. The record is from RefSeq and is a predicted model, not a curated record.